Messenger RNA from Lindgomyces ingoldianus, 1279 nucleotides. Its product is annotated as metal-dependent amidase/aminoacylase/carboxypeptidase. The record is from RefSeq and is a predicted model, not a curated record. The transcript is spliced from 4 exons. NCBI's taxonomy places the organism in Eukaryota, Fungi, Ascomycota, Dothideomycetes, Pleosporales, Lindgomycetaceae. Bases 1 to 1263 code for a protein of 420 amino acids. Gene Ontology annotation, molecular function: hydrolase activity.
AUGCCCUCAAUCAGCGAAGUCAUUGAAGCCCACCGGCCCGCACUAGGUCAGUAUGAGGACCUCUAUAAACAUUUCCACACAUCUCCUGAGCUCUCAUUCCAGGAAACAGAAACCGCGGCCAAAAUAGUAGACCAUCUCAAAAGCCUUGACGUAUACGAGAUCUUCGCCAACAUCGGCGGUGGUGUCGCUGCUGUGCUCAAAAACGGAGCCGGGAAAACCAUCCUACUCCGCGCAGAUAUCGAUGCGCUACCUGUGGAAGAGAAGUCAGGGGUAGAGUAUGCGAGUACGAGGAGAAUGAAGGAUUUAGAUGGUGCUAUGAAGCCGUGUAUGCAUGCUUGUGGGCAUGAUAUGCAUAUUACGGCAUUGUUAGCGGCGGCGGAGACGCUUGCGAAAGCGAAGGAGAUGUGGGUGGGGAAGCUGGUUUUAGUGUUUCAGCCGGCGGAGGAGAGGGCAGGUGGGGCUAGAGCGAUGGUGGAUGGAGGUUUGUAUCAGAAGGUUCCGGAGCCAGACCUGUGUGUGGGUGCGCAUGUUAUGGCUUAUCGAGCGGAAGGUGUGAUUGGAACUAGACAUGGCCUUGUAGCUUCGUCGGCAGAUUCUUUUCUUCUCACCAUCCACGGUCGACAAGCGCAUGCCUCAAUGCCGAGUCGAAGCAUCGACCCUAUAGUUCAAGCCUCCAGCACUAUCCUGCGCCUCCAAACCAUCGUAGCCCGGGAAGUGGACCCAGCAGAUUUUGCCGUCGUCACUGUCUCAGCAAUCCAUGCAGGAGACGCAGAAAACAUCAUCCCAGACCGCGCCGACGUCAAAAUCAACGUGCGGACCGCCAAACCAGAAGUCCGCGAACGAGUCCUCAGCAGCAUCCGCCGCAUUAUCGACGCCGAAGCAGCAGCGUCCAACGCCCCUCCACCUGAGUUCAAACCAACAACGCAAUUCCCUUUCCUAUAUAAUGACCCUGACGUCACUUUUGCGCUCGAGAAAACCUUCUCAUCGCUCUUCCCUCUUUCACCGCAUGGAUACACUACAGAUAUCCCGCGUUUGCCUGGGAGUGAGGAUUUCGGGAUCCUGGCGACAAGUAUUGGUAAACCUAGUUGUUUCUUUCUGUAUGGGGGCACAGAUCCAGGGUUGUACGAUAAGGCGGAGAAGGAAGGGAAGUUGUUGGAGUUGCCGGUUAAUCAUAGUCCUUUUUUCAUACCGGUGUUGCAGCCAACGUUGAAGGUUGGGGUAGAUGGGUAUGUAGCGGCUGCUUUAACUUUCCUGGGGAAAUAAAUGAGAGAUAUCGAAU